AUGAGAGCAGUAGUCCAGCCAUUGAGCGCCCCAUGGCGUCCCCAGCUCUCUGUCUACUCUGACACCUGCCCCCACCAGUCCUGCCACACUUCUUCUCCCAGGAAGUCUAAAAAGGAAUUCCAGCUGAAGCAGAGGAGUGUGGGUAAGUACCUGCCUCUGCACCCUUACCCUCUGCACCCCGCCCUCUGCACCCCUGCCCUCUGCACCCUUACCCUCUGCACCCCUACCCUCUGCACCCCUACCCUCUGCACCCCGCCCUCUGCACCCCGCCCUCUGCACCCCUACCCUCUGCACCCCUGCCCUCUGCACCCCUACCCUCUGCACCCCACCCUCGGCACCCCUACUCUCUGCACCCUUACCCUGUGCACCCCGCCCUCUGCACCCCUGCCCUCUGCACCCUUACCCUCUGCACCCCCGCCCUCUGCACCCCUACCCUCUGCACCCUUACCCUCUGCACCCCUGCCCUCUGCACCCCUGCCCUCUGCAUCCCUGCCCUCUGCACCCCUGCCCUCUGCACCCCGCCCUCGGCACCCCUACUCUCUGCACCCUUACCCUGUGCACCCCGCCCUCUGCACCCCCGCCCUCUGCACCCCUACCCUCUGCACCCUUACCCUCUGCACCCCUGCCCUCUGCACCCCCGCCCUCUGCACCCCUACCCUCUGCACCCCUGCCCUCUGCACCCCCGCCCUCUGCACCCCUACCCUCUGCACCCCUGCCCUCUGCACCCCCGCCCUCUGCACCCCCGCCCUCUGCACCCCCGCCCUCUGCACCCCCGCCCUCUGCACCCCUGCCCUCUGCACCCCCACCCUCUGCACCCCUGCCCUCUGCACCCCUGCCCUCUGCACCCCUGCCCUCUGCACCCCCGCCCUCUGCACCCCCGCCCUCUGCACCCCUGCCCUCUGCACCCCUGCCCUCUGCACCCCCGCCCUCUGCACCCCCGCCCUCUGCACCCCCGCCCUCUGCACCCCCGCCCUCUGCACCCCUGCCCUCUGCACCCCCGCCCUCUGCACCCCCGCCCUCUGCACCCCCGCCCUCUGCACCCCCUACCCUCUGCACCCUUACCCUCUGCACCCCUGCCCUCUGCACCCCUGCCCUCUGCACCCCCGCCCUCUGCACCCCGCCCUCUGCACCCCGCUUUCUGCACCCCGCCCUCUGCACCCCUCCCUCUUCCUCUCUUCCUUGACUCGAGCAUGGGGAUGA
Messenger RNA from Phodopus roborovskii (desert hamster), 1200 nucleotides. RefSeq names its product keratin-associated protein 10-9-like. The record is from RefSeq and is a predicted model, not a curated record. Lineage: Eukaryota; Metazoa; Chordata; Mammalia; Rodentia; Cricetidae. The transcript has a single exon. Gene Ontology annotation, cellular component: keratin filament. Bases 1 to 1200 code for a protein of 399 amino acids.